Messenger RNA from Labrus bergylta (ballan wrasse), 3132 nucleotides. RefSeq names its product vascular endothelial growth factor Ab (gene vegfab). Lineage: Eukaryota; Metazoa; Chordata; Actinopteri; Labriformes; Labridae. Gene Ontology annotation, biological process: positive regulation of angiogenesis; induction of positive chemotaxis; positive regulation of mast cell chemotaxis. Gene Ontology annotation, molecular function: heparin binding; chemoattractant activity; growth factor activity. Gene Ontology annotation, cellular component: membrane. The record is from RefSeq and is a predicted model, not a curated record.
CGCUUUAAUGAUCCACCAAUCAUCCACGUCUGCCGAGCGCGGCUGCCUGUGGACAUUAUGGAGAGACGGAGACAGAGGUGGACGCGUUUUUCUAUCGUAACGGAGAGAGCCGAGCUCUGUCACAGGAAUAAAAAAUAAACAAGAGUUUGCCUAUGUAGACAGGAAGUUUGAAAGGGACGACAAUGUGCGCGCGUGGGUUUCUAUUUCACUGAUCCUGCUCCGUGGCGUCAAGUUGCACACGGGAGCAGGGAGAAGUUUCAAAUGGACAGACACUUGGAGCAACAAGCAUGGGAUUAUUUUUGUAAUGAGGAGGAUUGCUAUACCCUGUCAAGAGAAUAAAGGUCUGCUGCGGAACAAUGUGAGACGUUGUGCGUCUUGGAUUCUUGUGUUUCUGGAUAUCUUGAAAGUCAUUGGCAAAAGUUCAGAAGUAACAAGUUAUGCGCAAAGCACUGAACGCUGCGACCCCGGGGCCAACAUGGAUUUGCCAUUACAACCCCCUGCCCCUUUUUUAGACAUGUUUUAGCCGGCCUGCUCGUGUUGUUGUUUAUGUUGUUGCUGUUGUUGAAAACUUCAUGUUUGAGAAGAAAUCGCCUCGUUGGCCCCUUGGAUUUUAAAACGUCGCCUGCCUUUGGAUUGGAUUUCCAACACCAUGAACUUUAUUGACAGUUUGACACUAUUAUUUUUGACGCUGUCAGCUGUCAAGAGCGCCCACAUACCGAAGGAAACAGAAAGAGGUCCACAUGACGUGAUCCCUUUAAUGGAGGUCUACAACAAGAGCUUGUGCCAGCCGCGGGAGCUGCUGGUGGAGAUCCUACAGGAGUAUCCGGAGGAAGUGGAGCACAUCUUCAUCCCGUCCUGCGUGGUGUUAACACGAUGUGCGGGCUGCUGCAACGAUGAGAUGCUGCAGUGCAUGCCUACAUCAAGCUACAACAUAACGAUGGAGAUUAAAAGAAUAAAACCCCAAAAACAACAAAAUGAUAUUUUCAUGAGUUUCACAGAACACAGCGCAUGUGAGUGUAGGUUAAAGAAAGAAGUGAAAGAACAGAGAGAAAAAAAACCCCGGAAAGGCAAGGGUAAAGGCCAAAAGAGAAAACGAAAGAAAAACCGCGACAAAACAAUUCACGAUGCUGUUUGCGAGCCAUGUUGUGACCACUGCUCGGACAGGAGGAGGCGUUUGUUCAUGCAGGAUCCUGCAACCUGUCGGUGCUCCUGCAAACACACUGACGAAUAUUGUAAAGACCGCCAGCUAGAGCUCAAUGAGAGGACCUGCAAAUGUGACAAGCCCAGAAGAUGAGAGAGUUGGGAGCACCAGAUGAAGGAAUAUUCUAAAGAUAUUUCACAGCACAGCACUUUGACCUUGAACCGUAAGCUCUUCUUUUCUGUGGAAAGCAUUCCCCUUGGACUGACUGAGAGAGAACAGAGAGAAAGACUGAACUUCCUCCCAUUGUAUAUCUGUGUGUAUAUAGACCAUGAUAAAAUUUUUAAAAAGUACAGAAUUGUUAUGCUGCUACAGAAACAUUACUAAACCCAUCAUUUUGACAAUAAGCAAAUAGCCGCCAUGUGGUUUUGCAUUUCUAACAGGCUUGCAAUGCAGGUGUAGUUCUGUUGUCAAAUUUGUUGAAUGCAAUUACUUCACUGGAUAUGAGUCUACUGUGGUUAUGUGUCAAUCAUAAAUUGCAAAACCUUUCAAUCUAAGAUAUAUUUAACUGCUAAAACAGCGGGUGAGGCCGAGGAGGACUUGGGAACGCUCUCAUUUUCAAAAAGGGAUGAUGGAUUUUUUUCCCGGUCAUUGUCUACGUUUGCUUUUUCGGAGUAUAAAAGCAGGACUUGCGGAGCAGCUGAUGGAAAUCUGUCUGGACAUGAUGUCGCCUCCUUUCCCGUGAGGACAUUGCAGGAUUGACGUGGACUUACACAAUGUCACUAUUGUGAGCAGCUUGCAGGAGAAGAGACUCUGGAGUGCCAUAUACUUUAAAAGGGAUACCGGUUAUCAAUAUAGCAUCAAAUGUUUUGCUAUGUCCUACAUGAAAACCACUGAAAACAUCCUAUAUACUGUAGUGUGAUUCCAUUUGAAAAACUGUGCCUCACAAAAUGUACUGAGAAAUCUUUCAAGUGCUUUUUAAAUUAUUUUCUUUUCCUUUUUUCAGGAGAGGGGAUUGUCAAAGUAGUUUUUUAGUUGUUGAACUCAAUACAAAAACCAUUGAUCACGUAUCUUCUUCUCUGAACUUGUACAUACUUAAUAACCCUUAAUGCCAUAGUUCAUCCUAGAUAAUUUAUAAUGUCUUAGAGUAUUUUUCAGUAUUCAGUCUUCUACCUAUAUUUAAUUUGGUCUAUUUAUAUAUGCAGUGUUAUGUACUUGUAGCUGUCCUUCCCCCUCCCCCACGUUUAAGGUCACUGACUCUCAGCAUGGAUCCUCACCAUGCUUUUCUAGGAAACAAUGAGAGAAAAAUCGAAACUGAUUUGAGAACAUUCCCUAAAUCGAUAAUUUUACUGGCGCACUGAUGGCAUCUCUUUCUGGAUUUUUGUUUUUUAACCCCUCUUGACUAAGGGUGCGGGUGCUGUGUAAAAAAUGUAACGUGUAUCUGUGUACAUGUGUGUCUGAGUGUGUGUGUUUCGCGUUCAUUUGUCGUUGUGCACAUCUGUGUGUAGGUUUAAGUAAGAUGUAUUUAAGUCAGUAGUGGACCUCUGUCUUGUCCGUCCUGCAAAGAUGCAAAUGAAAAUAAACAAUUGCUAGUGGCUUAGCAUAAAGUAUCACCACCGAUUUAAAAUCCAGAUUACAAUCUGCAUCCUCUCGGCCAUCAGUCUUCGAGCCCUCAUCAUUAGUCAUCAUUUGUCUCUUCUUCAAUAUUAACAUGUCUGUGUCUAUGUAAAACAGUAAAGCAUAUUUAUUUUCAAAUUAUAUUGUUUUUAUAUAAAAUAAGGAAAAGGUUGCUGUGUUGUGAAUGCUGUGUUUUCAAGAGAUUUCAUCCGUCAACAUGAGAUUUCCAUUUUUUUGUGUGCAGCAAGAUGAUGCUCGCCACUACUGCAGAAUGUAACCUGACAUCAAAUAGAUCAGAGAAAUAAGAAAUUCCUGCAAGCUUUUCAUGAUAGACCCACAGUUUUUCAGCCUUAUGAAUAAAAUGGCACUUUGAAGCA